Messenger RNA from Elaeis guineensis (African oil palm), 987 nucleotides. RefSeq lists its product as uncharacterized. Gene Ontology annotation, cellular component: nucleus. Gene Ontology annotation, molecular function: DNA-binding transcription factor activity; sequence-specific DNA binding. NCBI's taxonomy places the organism in Eukaryota, Viridiplantae, Streptophyta, Magnoliopsida, Arecales, Arecaceae. The record is from RefSeq and is a predicted model, not a curated record. Gene Ontology annotation, biological process: regulation of DNA-templated transcription.
CACACUGACCGGGAGACAGCCUAUGAGUAGAGAGUAGCUCUUUAGGCAGUAAUUUGGUUGGAACCAUAUAUGGAGGGGCAAUUUGGUUGGGGCACUUUAGAAAAUGGUUGGAGGAAAGGUCCAUGGACUGCCCAAGAAGAUGAGAUCCUCAUUGAGCAUGUGAACCAACAUGGUGAAGGAAGAUGGAACUGUGUCUCCAAGUUAACAGGACUUCGACGAAAUGGCAAGAGUUGUAGGCUAAGGUGGGUGAACUACCUGAGGCCUGAUCUCAAAAGAGGGAAAAUUACUCCUCAUGAGGAGAAUAUCAUUCUUGAGCUGCAUGCUUUGUGGGGAAACAGGUGGUCCACCAUUGCUCGGAGCCUUCCCGGGAGGACCGACAAUGAGAUCAAGAACUACUGGAGGACUCAUUUCAAGAAGAGCAAGCCCUUGAAGAAUAUCGAGAAGGCGAGAGCUCGGUUUCUGAAACAGCAAGAAGAGCAACAGAAGAGUGAAGAGGAGCAACACCAAGAGGAGCAGCAGCAAGAGGAUAUGAGAGGGAUCAUGACCCAAGUAGAGGAAGCAACCCUUGCACAGGACAUGCAGGAGAUGAACUACAUGUGCCCCCUAAACUAUAUGCUUCAAGGGGAUGGUUGUUUUGGUGGUGGGUGUGGUGGUCGUAGUGGCUCUAUAAGCGAUGGUUCGAGCGAAGAAGAGAUGUGGGGGAGCCUGUGGAAUCUUGAUGACAUACAUGAUGAUCGAGAGGGCAUACGCUGUGGUGCUCUAACAAUGCAAGAUCAAGUGCUUGCUUUCAAUUAAGGAGAAUAUCUAGUAGCUCACAUGAAAAAGAGAGAGAGAGAGAGUGGAGGGUUAAAUAUGUAGUGUUAUGUUGUGGAUGAGGAUGCAAGCAAUCCACUUUGAGCACUCACAUAUUAUCAUCUCUUGAAACUUGGUACUUGGGAUGCCAUGCUUUCCCUAUCCUCCUUAAUGCAGCUUUUAUAUGAUGCAAGC